This is a messenger RNA of Telopea speciosissima, 990 nucleotides long. RefSeq names its product peroxidase 57-like. Gene Ontology annotation, molecular function: heme binding; peroxidase activity. NCBI's taxonomy places the organism in Eukaryota, Viridiplantae, Streptophyta, Magnoliopsida, Proteales, Proteaceae. The record is from RefSeq and is a predicted model, not a curated record. Gene Ontology annotation, biological process: hydrogen peroxide catabolic process; response to oxidative stress. Gene Ontology annotation, cellular component: plant-type cell wall; plasmodesma. Bases 1 to 990 code for a protein of 329 amino acids. The transcript has 4 exons.
AUGAAGGCUUUGUCAUUAAUAGCGUUUGGGCUUAGUCUUAUAGUUCUAAUCAACUAUAGUGUUUUGUGUUUUGCUGCCCUUCAAGUAGGUUACUACAAGGGAAAAUGUACUAACAGUACUGCAGAUGUGGAAGAAAUCGUCAGAUCUGUUACGGCUUCACAAUAUGGGUUAGAUUUAACAGUUGUGCCAGCACUCAUUCGUUUGCAAUUCCAUGAUUGCUUUGUUAGGGGAUGUGAUGCUUCGAUACUCCUAGAUGGUAAUUCAACAGAGAAGAAUGCAGCCCCGAACCUAACCGUGAGAGGUUACGAUGUCAUUGAUGAUAUAAAAAAAGCUUUAGAGACAAAAUGUGGCACAGGGAUUGUCUCUUGUUCUGAUAUUAUUAUCAUGGCUGCUAGAGAAGCAGUUGUCUUGGGUGGAGGAACGUUCUACAAUGUAACUGGUGGGAGAAGGGAUGGCCUAAUUUCAAAUAUGACCGAAGCUGAGCUUCUCCUCCCAGCUGCUGAGAUAUCAGUAACAGACUCAAUCACAGCAUUUGGAAAUCUAGGAAUGAAUGUUUCGGACAUGGUUGCUCUCAUUGGUGCUCACACAGUAGGGGUUGCCCAUUGUUCAUCGUUCCAAGAUCGUCUCUACAAUUACAACAACACGGGCAAGGCAGACCCAACAAUGAAUCUAAAUCUACUUUCAAAUCUGAAGGGGACUUGUAUGCAGAAUUCUACAGUUGACAACACAGCUAAUCUGGAUCAGAACACUCUGAGUGUGAAUACUUUCGACAAUUCCUAUUUCGUGCAAAUUCAACAGAACAAAGGAAUUCUGGGCAUCGACCAAGAGAUAGAUUUGGACACUCGAACUAAUGGCAGUGUGGCAUCGUUUGCUAAUAGCAAUAGUGCCUUCAAUGCACAAUUUGCGUCUGCCUUUGUCAAGAUGGGAGCUGUGAAUGUCCUUCUAGAUCCGUUUGGAGAGAUUAGGCUAAAAUGUCGAUCUGUAAAUUGA